CCGCCCCGGCCAUGUCGGGCCUGGCGCGGGCCUUACGGCGGGCGGCGGCUCUCGGGCGGCUCCCCGCGCCAGGCAGAGAGGGCGACGGGGCCGGGGCGCGGCCCUGGGGCUGGGGGUUGGCUCUGGGGCUGGCGCUGGGGCUUCGGGCGGCGCCGGCGGGAGGGGAGUCAGAGAACGGGCGGGAGGAGAAGCAGCCGCCGACCCCGCGGGGCUUCGGCGCGGCCGUGGAGAGGAGCAGGGACCUGGUGCGGAGGAUCAAGGACGAAGCGGGAAUCCCAGGUAUUUUAGUUGGAGUUUCUGUAGAUGGAAAGGAAGUCUGGUCAGAAGGUUUGGGCUAUGCUGACGUAGAGAACCGUGUGGUGUGUAAGCCAGAGACCAUCAUGCGCAUCGCCAGUAUCAGCAAGUGUCUUACAAUGAUGGCUGUUGCUAAAUUGUGGGAAGAGGGGAAACUAGAUUUAGAUGCUCCAGUGCAGAAAUAUGUCCCUGAAUUUCCAGAAAAGGUCUAUGAGGGUGAAAAGGUCACUAUUACCACAAGACUGUUAGUUUCACACUUGAGUGGGAUUCGUCACUAUGAAAAAGAUAUUAAAAAAGUUAAAGAAGAAAAGGAAAAGGCAAACAGAGAACUUAAGCUAACAAAGUCCUGUCAGGAUAAAGAACAAAAAGAAAAAGAAGGUAAAGGGAUUGAAAAAACUGAUUGUGUCAAACAGAAGAAAGAACAUAAUAGUGAGACAAAAAUCCAGCAUUCAAAGCCUGGCAGGAACAACAAGGAAUUUGAACAGGAAGAGUAUUACUUGAAAGAAAAAUUUGAAAGUGUGAUUGAAUCACUGAAGAUAUUUAAAAAUGAUCCUUUAUUCUUUAAACCAGGUAGCCAGUUCUUGUACUCAACGUAUGGCUUUACUCUCUUAAGUGCUGUUGUGGAGAGAGCUUCAGGACAAAAAUUUACAGAUUAUAUGCUGAAAAUGUUUCGUGAUUUGGAUAUGCUGUCAACUGUCCUGGAUGACAAUGAAGCAAUGAUAUAUAACAGAGCAAGGUGUUACGUUUACAACAAAAAGGGACGGCUGGUAAAUGCACCGUAUGUGGACAACUCUUACAAGUGGGCAGGUGGUGGCUUUCUGUCCUCAGUAGGUGACCUCCUGAAAUUUGGAAAUGCCUUGUUGUACAGUUAUCAAGCCGGACAAUUUAAAAACAGGAAUUGCAAACUUCUUCCAGGGUACCUCAAGCCAGGCACGGUUGCAAUGAUGUGGACCCCAGUGCCAAAAACAGAAGUGUCGUGGGACAGGGAUGGUAAAUACGCCAUGGCUUGGGCUGUGGUAGAGAAAAACCAACAGUAUGGCUGCUGCAGACAGCAGAGACAUUAUGCAUCCCAUACUGGGGGGGCCGUGGGGGCCAGCAGUGUUCUCCUCAUUCUGCCUGAAGAGCUGGAUACUGAAGCUCUGGGCACUUGGCCAGUAGCACCCCCAAGAGGAGUCAUUGUCACUAUUAUCUGUAAUAUGCAGUCGGUUUCGCUCAACAGCACUGCCUUAAAGAUUGCAAGGGAAUUUGAUAAAGAAAAAUGGGCACAAUAUAUGGACUAAAAGAGAUAUAUGUGACUGAACUCAAUGUACUGAAAAACAAAGGGAGAAGGGUGUAAUUUGACUUCAAGUUCCUAAGAAUAUGGGAAGAAAAAGCAUUAAAAAAAAAAUCAGUUAACCUCUGCUAGUGGUGCUAAACUUACAUGUAACUGGAAUUAAUCUCUCAGGGAAGUUCUUAACUCACAGAAAAUGAGAAUGUAACAGUCAAAGGUGACUUUCUGUAGUACCUGCAUAAAACAUUAUUAUAUUAGCAGGUCAUUUUUAUCAACUAGUGAAACACCUGGCCAAGAUUAAAAAAAUUGGGUUUUUUUUUUUUUUCACUAAGUACAAAUUAUCUACCUUGAACAUUAAACUUUUGAAAAAUUUCACAUCUUGAUUUGAGCACACAAAUAUGUUGCUUGUUACUCGCACAGUUCCAGUCUGCCAAAAUUAUUCAGUAUUACUUUCUAAAGAAAAAAAUGUGUCACCAUUGCUUUUUGUUUUCACAUACCACUUCCCUUCUUUGCUUAAAAAAACAACAAAACCCAAACCUUGAAGCUACCUCCAAAACGCAGACUUAUACCAGAAGCAGGCUUUUAUCAGAGCUGUGGAUUAAUAGCUAGAAAAGAAUGAAUCUAGAGCCAAUGUAAGUGAAACUCUUUGUAAUUUAGAUGUUCUGUCAUCCAUUUUUAUUGGACACAGAGAAUGUGUGAAAUUAGUUUGCCGUGCAAUAAAGGUAUUAUUUCUAGAGUCAAACCCACCCAAAUAGCACAGCAUGGCAAGCUGUCAAACUGUCCCAUUUGAAUGAUCUACAUGAUAACUUGGUAGCCAGAAACAAUGCUGUAUUCCGUAGUGUAGAUAUUCCCUUGUAAACAGGAAUUAGGAAGUCAAAUAGCUCAAUGCAACUUAGAGCCCAUUCUUGAAGUCAGGAGUCAAAGUCUCACCAGUGGAACACAGCUACGGUGGCUGCAGCACAGCUCUAAGUGCUGCAUCCAGAGAUGGGGACACCUCCACCUCCCUGGGAACUCCUUCCAAUGCCUGACCACCCUUUCUGUGAAGAAAUUUUUCCUGUUGUCCAACCUGAACCUCACCUGGUACAGCUUGAGGCCAUGUCCUCUUGUCCAUUCACUUGUUCUCUGUGAAACGAGGUCAAACUCCCCUGGCUCUGAAGUGCAGAAUAAAAGGAACCCUAUAACUCGCAGAGUAGUUAUAAGAGCAGGUAUGAAUUCAUUCAGCGCUGAGGUGCAUGGGGAUAUCUCCUCCAAAAAGCAUGCACACCUUUUUGAUUUGGUUUUCCCUUUUUAUCCUUUACAGACCAGGUUUACACGAUACGCCUAAGACAUAUUAAUUUCCUAACCCCGCCUGUCUUCACUUCCUGUUACAAUUAGCCCAGUGCCCCUUUCAGUCCUUUGGUCGCUUUUUUUUUUUUUUUUUUGGGCUUUAAAUCUGUUUCUUCCGGCUUAGGGUUCGAGGAAUCUCCUUUAUCCUGUUGUGCCUUUGUCUUUUCAUCUCGCUUGUGUAUUCCAGCUCCUUAUCUCAUCUUGCACUCUGACUCUUUUUCCUGUUCUUGUGGAUUAGGGUGUCAGGGUCUGGUUUUUGUCAGACACCCCUUUUAGUUAAGUAUUUUUUUUUUAUUUUAUUUUUUUUUUAAUUCUUAAUUUCUUUGUUUCAGCUCCAGCCUCCUGUCAGGGAGCUGUAGAGAGUGAUAAGGUCACCCCUGAGCCUCCUUUUCUCCAGGCUUAACACUCCCAGCUCCUUCAGCUUCUCCUCAUCAGAUUUGUGCUCCAGACCCUUCCCCCAGAGAAGGCAGAAUGUCCACUGCCUUUCUCUGCAUGUUCCAGCUCCUCAAUGUUUUUCUUGAAGUGAGGGGCCCAGAGUUGGAUGUGAGACUAGAGGUGUGAGAUUUUCUAAUCUUCAGUUUUAUGAUGGGAAUAAAGUAGUAUCUGAAGUGUUCAUUUUACAUAUUUCACAAUGGCAUGGAAGAUCUUUGUGAUCUUGAAUUUCAAUUGAAUUGAUUUUAAUCUCAAAGAUUUACCCCCACCUCACUUGCCCUGCAGUUACGUUAGACAGUAUUUCCAGGCUGAGACAAAACAGAAGUAUCUUUCAGGAAAGGUUUCACUACUUCCUUUUCUGCACUGCUUAGCAGCUCUGCUUCUCUGAAUUUAAGGAGCAAGAUACCUUGGAUAGCAUCUAGCAGAAGACAACCAUGCUUUUAGUAUUAUCAUCAUAGUUGUUACCUGCCCUGUGAUCUACAUCAUGCUUCCAUCUCUGUUCCCACUAUGCCUAUGGUAAUAUUUAUUACCCAAGAAACUGGGAAAUUUAGUAUUUUGAGGAGUCAGUGUUUUACCUACAUUUUAAAUUGGAGCUAGUAAGACUAGUUUAGUAUACUCUUCAUAAUUACAAUCAUUGUUGUACCUUAAAAAUUAUUUGCUUGGAGUUUCUGGCCCACUCACCAAAAUUUCUCUUUUUUAUUCAUUAAUAAUGUAUUGUCUUUAUCUCAAGAAUAUCCAAUUAGUGAAAACAACAGAGAGAAUACUUCUGAACUAACUUUCAUUGGUCAGGCAAUAAAUUAUCUCCUCUUCUUCUGAA
Messenger RNA from Parus major (Great Tit), 4139 nucleotides. It is a transcript of the gene LACTB, whose product is annotated as lactamase beta. The record is from RefSeq and is a predicted model, not a curated record. The transcript is spliced from 6 exons. NCBI's taxonomy places the organism in Eukaryota, Metazoa, Chordata, Aves, Passeriformes, Paridae. Bases 12 to 1574 code for a protein of 520 amino acids.